AUGGUGGGCUCUAGAGUCUUGCAGUAUUUAGCGCGAUUAGAAAGGCGUCGCAGAAAAGACGCUGACUUUGGGAAGGGACCCUGGAAAGGCUGUCAGCAGCACAGAAGCUCCCGUGGUUUCGGGAGACUCAGGGACACUCACAAGCGGGCACAGCCCCUUUCCCACCCGCCCCGCCCCGCGGUGACCGGGGUGCCCACGGGCUGGGACUCGGACCACGGGCGCGUGCCCACCUUUGCAGAAGCUCCCUGCGGAGACCACGUGACAGAUGGAUUCCUUGCUGCGACUCCGCCGUCACUGAGGGCACCAGUGUCGCCUCCACGUGCGCCUGCGCCGCGCCUGCGCAGAAGGAUAUCCCUGGCUGCCUGCCCUCGGCAUGACGUCACACCCAGUAAGAGUCCAUGCAACCUGCUCUGUUGCAGACACUUGUUCUCACUGGAGAAGAAUAAAGAAGUGGUUGACAUGCGUGGUCCUAUGCACACAUUUUCAGCCUUCCAGGCAGGAAGCGUUGAAUUAAACUGUGCUAGUCCAUCAUGUGCAACUUUGCAUAUCUUCUACUGCAGGCCCAAAACUAUGGGGCCGGGGAACCAUGGACUACAAAUCCCAGCAACUGCUAAUUUUGAGCAGGCCGCACAAGACGUGAGGAAGCUGAAAAGAAGACCGGAAGAUGAAGAACUCAAAGAACUCUACGGGCUGUACAAACAGUCCAUCCUCGGAGAUAUCAACAUUGGUGCAUGUCCAGUAAUGUUAGAUAUGAAGGGCAAGGCCAAGUGGGAAGCAUGGAGCCUCCAAAAAGGUUUGUCGAAGGAAGAUGCCAUGAGUGCCUAUAUUUCUAAAGCAAGAGAGCUGAUCGAGAAAUACGGAAUUUAGAACUUGACAGGGGAGACAGAUCUCCUUUGAAAGCUUUCAUAAUAGCCACAUGGUGUGUAGGGGGAAAUGCAUUGACAACUGUAUAAAUCUUGUGUAUUUUCCUAAUAGCAUGCAUUCUAAUACUUUGGACUAUGUCAACAUAAUUACCUAAUUUUACUUGCUUGUGAAAGGUGACUUUAAAAAGUCAUUUUGUA
Microtus oregoni (creeping vole) is the source of this 1061-nucleotide messenger RNA. RefSeq lists its product as uncharacterized. The transcript has 7 exons. Gene Ontology annotation, molecular function: fatty-acyl-CoA binding. NCBI's taxonomy places the organism in Eukaryota, Metazoa, Chordata, Mammalia, Rodentia, Cricetidae. Bases 1 to 867 code for a protein of 288 amino acids. Gene Ontology annotation, biological process: fatty acid metabolic process. The record is from RefSeq and is a predicted model, not a curated record.